AUGUGGUGGUUAAUGAUCACUGUGUCGACUCUCGUGGUUUUGGGAGUACGCUAUGCCAAUGCCGAGACGGCUGCUGUCGGCAGCCACGUCGAAGAACGGGAGAGAACGUCUGAAAGAGAUGGGGGCGAUGUAGGGGCACGGGAGUUAGCCCGAUGGAGGCAGAAGGUCACGCACGUACCAGCAGCCGAUGCUCCUCGUUGCCGCAUCCUCUCUCCAAGAGAUUCUAGGCUGCUGGCCAUUGCGACCCCUUUCAAUGUUGCUGUUCAGGUGGAAGGAGCAAUGUCGAGGGAAUACACUAUGCGAGUUCAAGUUGCGGACCAUGUAGCAGAAGGCAGGGCCAAGGAAGCGACUACAGUCUUCCGAGUGGAUGGGCUGUGGAGGGCGCAAGUCUCCAUCUCCAUCAUCCUCUACACCGCAAGUGAGGAUGAGACGCAUCGGUCCAGGGUCUGCAUAGACGAAGUAGAGCUGAACCUCGAUACCCCCAUGAUGAAGAUUUUCCAUCCUUCUUCUCAGGAUCCUGUCGUUGUGACUCCAAACUGUCCCUUAAUUGUAAACUUCGGGCUUGUCUUGUGCAAUUCUGGAGUUCCUGAUUGCUAUGCAAACUUUGAGGGCGAUCAGUUUGCGGGUGUGAACAUGUAUGUAAACAACCAUCUGCACUCGAGGCUAAACUCGAGCAGGGUUGAGAUUGCGAACCUUCGAGAGGUCUUGCAGGAAGGAGGGGAAGUGUUCGAAGGAAAAAGAAACGAAGUUUCAAUCGUGCUGGUGGUGCUGAAUGUUGACGGUGUAGAAAUGCUGGGGCUGCAUGCUGGAUUGAAGGCUGGUGUCAUUUUCAGAGACGAGAUUGCAGCAACUGCAUGCCAUCAGUACCUGAGCGAUCCUUUACAUUCCUUUGGGAACAAUUCCAAGGUGUUAACGAGAAAUUCCUUCUCAAGUGAACAUUUGAAUGAGCUGCAUGCCCUGAAUUCAAACUUUGAUGAUCCCUGGGAUGACAAGGAAGGAGAUGUCCCCUUGUCUUGUAGGGGAGUUGAAGAAACGAGGUUUUUAUCGGUCAACAUGUCAGAGGGCAAUGAGAGCGGAACUUGCGAAGUCGUCAUGACUCCUGGCAAUGUUGAUCAUGAACAAGCUAUCAUAGCCUACACCUUCGUCACGGUAGACCCCACAGAUCUAAUCUUCCAAGUCAAACUAUGGAGAAAGUUUUGCAAAGAGCAUGUAAAGUUUGUCGCCGUGUUGAACAUGGACCCCUUGCAUCAAGAGUUUCUGCGCGGGGUUCCUCGUCUACGGGCUGUCUGCCAAUCCCUCGGGGUCGAGCUGGACUUUCUCUCUCUCCCUUGCGAUCGCGCGCUUCGGACUAGCUCGGGCUACCACUGGCUCAGCUCCUCCUUGUGCCAUGCUGUGGCCAUGGACUGGAUCUGGAGCAGGCGAGUUCUGCGUCACCAUCGCAAGGAUGUUGUUCUCCUGCUGCACUCGGAUGUCGCUGAUCUCAUGCGAGAUGACUGUGCCAUAGUCGGGAGGCGUUGGAAGAAAUGUCAUGAAGAGAACAGCAAGCCUCCGAUUGAGAAGGAUGAAGAAAUUGGCAAGAACAAAGUGAAGGAGGACGAGGACGAGGAAAGGAUGCGAAGGGAGCGAGAGUUUCGUUGCUACUGGCAUAUGGAUUCAGAUAUCAUGCUCUUCAACCUCUCUAGCAUGCCUGCUCCUUCUCUGCUUAGUUUCCUCCCAGGAGCGACUAGUCCCAUGAAGCCCCACGAGCACGAGGCUGAUAAUACUUCAGCAUUUGAUACCAUCGACGCUUUCUUCCGCCAUUCUGAGACCGACAAGUCACCUCCUUUCAUCGACCCCACAUUCGACGUUCCUGCUCUCAACAGGUUCGAUCCGUCCAGCCAGACCUUCGAGCUCGAUACGGGAGGGUUCUCGUUCCUCUACCUCCUCCUCUUCCAGGCUGACAGCAACGCUGCGCCCGCGCGCAUGAACAUGCCCGUCGCUGCUCUCGACGGAGUCUUGCAGAUGAGUUGGGACAGGGAGGGGAGAGAGGGAAAGCACGUGUUCUUCGACCGACCCAGGCUGACAGCAGCGGGGCUGACGAGGAUGUACCAUCAACAUCCUGCGAGGAGGAGCAAGGAAGAGCUGGCGAGGCUGCGUGAAGACACCGCUUGCGGCAGGAGAGUUUGCUGGCUGCGCAACACAGGGAGAAAGUUCAACCACACGUGCAAAAGUUUGCUUGAGAGUGGGAUGAGGCUGUCUCGAGGGUUGAGAGACUUCUGUGAAGAGAUGCGACGGGAAGGAGAGGAGGAGGAGGAGGUCAACUUCGGCGUCAACACCAUCUCAAGCUUCAUUCACAAUCGAUGUGGUUCCGGUUGGUGCCACUGCGAGGGGUACGGAAGAGCGUGCAUGAGCGAGAGUCAUGCGAGCGAGGCCAACUACUUGAACAUGCUGUCUGAGUUCGUCUACGUCGUGCUGCAGAGCGUGUACGGCUCUGAGUGUGUUGACUGUGCCGUCAGAGAUGAAGUUGGCAAGUUUGGGUUUGAAUUCCGACAGACGUUCGCGCUCUGA
Molecule: messenger RNA, 2547 nt
Organism: Guillardia theta CCMP2712
Lineage: Eukaryota; Cryptophyceae; Pyrenomonadales; Geminigeraceae
Exons: 6
Coding region: 1-2547 (848 amino acids)
Source: RefSeq, a predicted model, not a curated record